AUAUUCUACCUCUUAAUAAGUCAAUUAAUAUUUAAAAAAAAAAAAAAUCGUGAUAAUACAAGACAUUGUAAAAGUAAUAUAAUAUCAAUAUAAAUUAGCUGAAUUUAUUUGAGCUUAUAAUAAAAUAACUUGCUCUGUGGACACUGGCCUCAAAUUAUUUGAUCAAUACUGAAUCUUAAGUCAUACAGGCAUGAAUAACAUAGAAACUACAUCAGAUGAUGUAGAAGAAAUAUUAGUUUAUGCUGAAUUUGAAGACAGUGUCAAUUUAGAAAAAUAUAAUAAUAUUCAUGUAUUAGGCAUUGACACCAAAAAUCCAAUUUUUCAACUAGAUGACACCUUUUUUACUGGUACUAUAGAAAAUCCAUUAGGCACAUAUAUGUUCUUUGAAGAUGAUCCUUCGCCUCAUUGUGCGGAUCCUUUAUUUGACAAGCUACCUGAAAAAAAUUUAAAAUACUUGUGUAAAACAAGAAAGCUCAUAUCUGUAGAACAUGCAUAUGUGACACAUAAAGAAGGAAAAGCAGAAACGGACCACCCAGUUGAAGCAACAGAUUCUUCUAUGAAUGUUGAAAUAAAACCAGCAGAUUUUAAGACUAUUCAAGAAGCAAUAGAAAAAUUUAAAAAAGAGUGGGCGUCUAAUUCAAGUCAAUAGUUCAGCUAGAAAAUGCCUCAAAAGUCAAUAACUAAAACCCAUGCUAAAA
This is a messenger RNA of Vanessa tameamea, 698 nucleotides long. RefSeq lists its product as uncharacterized. The record is from RefSeq and is a predicted model, not a curated record. NCBI's taxonomy places the organism in Eukaryota, Metazoa, Arthropoda, Insecta, Lepidoptera, Nymphalidae. Gene Ontology annotation, biological process: transcription by RNA polymerase III. The transcript has 5 exons. Gene Ontology annotation, cellular component: transcription factor TFIIIC complex. The coding region runs from base 191 to 649 and encodes 152 amino acids.